AUAUUAUUAUUUGUCAUCGGAAUGGUGGGGUGAACCCUUAUUAUUCUUCUUGUUCCAUUAAUAGCCGUUCUCUUCCAAGUUGUAAUACAGAAGAAGCUUAUUGAUUGGUAAUGGAGGUCGUUUGCCCAAUUGAUGCCCAGUUUGCUCACGAAAUCUCUCUUCUCCUCGAACCACCUUCACCUCUACAAGUCCAGGAGUAUUUCGAUCAACUUGCAACAACCAAACACUUUGACGGAAUUCAAGUCAAACCGACCAACGACUAUGGAAAAGGUGUUUAUGCUGACAUGGACUUUGAGGAAGAGGACCUUGUUUUGAAGGAUCAGAUGCUAGUUGGUAUGCAGCAUUCAUCAAAUAAGAUAGAUUGUCUUGUAUGCGGUUGCUGCUUCCGUUUUAUUGGAUCAAUAGAAAUUCAAAUCGGAAGGAAGCUGUAUCUGCAGGGUUUAGGCAGCCCAAAAGAUGAUAGCUUUAAUGAAAAGUUGGAAUUAUUAAUGCAUGAGAAAUUGGAAUUGCCUCACUCAAAGAAAUUUCCAUUGCCUGGGGUUAUAAAUUGCCCCGGUGGAUGUAAAGAAGUUUACUACUGUAGCAAAUCUUGUGCACAGGCUGAUUGGGAUUUCUGCCAUUCUUUACUUUGUACUGGAGAGGGAUCCAAAUCAUUAAGCAAUAAGGCACUUUCUAAAUUCAUACAACAUGCCAAUGAGACAAAUGAUAUUUUCAUCCUUGCUGCCAAGGCGAUUUCUUGUACGAUCUUAAAAUACAGGAAGCUGAAAGCAGCAUGUGAUAAAGAGAAACAGAAAGAGAAAGAGAAGAAUCACCUUUCUCACGUCCACAAUUUUAGUCUUCUUUUGAAGGGUUGGGAGCCUUUAUCAAUGGGAUACAAGAGGAGAUGGUGGGAUUGCAUUGCUUUGCCGGAUGAUGUUGAUGUUUCUGAUGAAGCUUCAUUUAGAAUGCAAAUCAAGCACUUGGCCUUUGAGUCACUGGAACUCUUGAAGGCGGCGAUAUUGGAUGAAGAAUGUUUGCCAUUGUUCUCCCUAGAAAUAUAUGGGAAUAUUAUUGGCAUGUAUGAGCUAAAUAAUCUUGAUUUGGUUGUAGCGUCUCCAGUGGAGGAUUACUUUUUGUACAUAGAUGAUCUACUGGAAGCUGAAAAGAAAGAAGUUGAUGAAACAACACAACCUUUUCUUGAUGCUCUUGGGGAGCACUAUUCAGUUUGUUGCCAAGGCACAGCAUUUUACCCUAUCCAGAGUUGUAUGAAUCAUUCAUGUUCUCCCAAUGCUAAGGCUUUUAAACGAGAGGAGGACAAAGAUGGGCAAGCCACCAUACUUGCAUGCAAACCUAUUACAAAGGGACAAGAGGUUACCAUAUCAUACAUAGAUGAAGACCUUGAACUGGAAGAGAGACGGGCAUUGCUUGCAGAUUAUGGUUUCAUAUGCAAAUGCGCGAGAUGUGUUGAAGAAGAGGCGGCACAGAAUUAGCAGCCCCUCAACCCGGAAAUGGCAGCAAAUUCCUUGUACCAUGUUUUCAAUAUUUGUGUUUCAGCAAUUUUGGCAGUUCUUUUUAUUGUCUUGUGUUUAAGCAAGGAAUGGAAAUCAUUUAGAAUGUCGCUUUAUCCAUUGUAAACUAUAAUUUAAAUCAAGAAAUGAUUAACAAGCUGACAUGGGAUCUGGCCCAUAGGCAUGAAUUGCGUUU
Messenger RNA from Helianthus annuus (common sunflower), 1683 nucleotides. RefSeq names its product histone-lysine N-methyltransferase ATXR2. The record is from RefSeq and is a predicted model, not a curated record. Gene Ontology annotation, molecular function: protein binding; methyltransferase activity. The coding region runs from base 111 to 1469 and encodes 452 amino acids. The transcript has 15 exons. Lineage: Eukaryota; Viridiplantae; Streptophyta; Magnoliopsida; Asterales; Asteraceae.